AUGCCUUUGAUAGCUGCUGUAGAUCCGCUGCGUGCGCUCGGCGGCAUCACACACCGCAGGCGCUGCGGCGCAGUGCGUACGCCAUGCCAACAGUCGCAGUCGCGCGACGCCCACCUGGCAGUCCAGUGCCAUUUCAGGGCUGUGCGCGUCUCCGCGGUGCACUCCGCCGCUCCUGUGGGCUUCAACGGCAGCACCGGCAGCACCGGCAGCAGCAUCGCGCAGGCGUACGCGGCGACGGCCACGCUGCCGCCUGUUGUGGCAGCUGCAGCCCAGCCGCCAGCCAUCUCCACGCCCGAGCCCAUCCCUGGAAUCCACCCUCCCAAGAAAGCCUAUGAGAUCAUUGUGGCGCUGGGCGCCGCCAAGGCGGUGAUGGCGCCUCUGAAAGUCCUCUUCAUGGGCGUCAUGGCAGGUGUGUACAUCGGGCUGGGCGGGCUGCUCGCACUGACGGUCGGAGCCAACUGCCCGGGCUUGGCGGCAACCAACCCUGGCCUGCACAAGAUGGUGUGCGGCUCCUUCGGCCUGCCGGUCGGCCUGGUGCUGGUGCUCACCUGCGGCGCGGAGCUGUUCACAGGCAACGUGGCGAUGCUAGCGGCCGCCGUGGUGGAGGGCAAGGCCACGCUGCGGCAAUGGAUGAAGAGCUGCUGCCUGUCGUUUGUGGGCAAUGUCAUUGGCACCCUUGGGCUGGUGGGACUCGUGUGCGCGACGGGCGUCAUGGCCACCUCCUCUGCGCCUGCGGCCGCGGCUGUGGCAAAGACGUCCCUGACAUUCAGCCAGGCGUUCAGCAGGGGCAUCCUUUGCAACCUGUGCGUCUGCCUGGCUGUCUGGAUGGCGUCUGCCUCGACCUCGUUCCCCGGCAAGAUGCUGGCCGCGUGGCUGGCGGUGAGCACCUUCACAGCCAUUGGCUUUGAGCACAGCAUUGCAAACGGCUUCAUAAUUCCGAUGGGCAUUGCCGUGGGCGCGCCUGUGUCAUUCCUGAAGUUCACAACCGCCAACCUGCUGCCUGUCACUCUGGGGAACAUCGUGGGCGGCCUGGCGCUGGCGCUGGCGUACGGCUACGCCUACGGCGCACUGGGCAAGGACGGGGCGGGCGCAGCGGCGACCAGCAAGUGA
This is a messenger RNA of Monoraphidium neglectum, 1110 nucleotides long. Its product is annotated as putative formate transporter 1. Gene Ontology annotation, biological process: nitrite transport; transmembrane transport. The record is from RefSeq and is a predicted model, not a curated record. The transcript is spliced from 10 exons. Gene Ontology annotation, molecular function: high-affinity secondary active nitrite transmembrane transporter activity. Lineage: Eukaryota; Viridiplantae; Chlorophyta; Chlorophyceae; Sphaeropleales; Selenastraceae. Gene Ontology annotation, cellular component: membrane. The coding region runs from base 1 to 1110 and encodes 369 amino acids.